UGUUCUGUCUUCCGUCACUCCAAUUCAAACUAGUCUCUUACAUGUAUUUAGGUCAAGGGAUUUUUUUGUACAUCGUGUAUUUGUGGGAACGGUGUGAAAGUUAAUGGCAGCCAUUCGGUCUUGGGAGGCAGUUACUAACCGUUUGACGAUGUUAGAAAUUGAAUUUCUUAUAACUGGGAGGUGGUUUGGUUUUUUUUUUUAUUUGAAAAUAUAUUUCAAUAAUUUUUUUAAUUUUUUUUUUAUAUUACUAUACACCCAAACCCAUCAAUUUUUAUCGAUCUCGCAGCAAGAACUCUCUUUUCAGUCUAGACCCGUUAUUUUUUUACUAAUCUCUUUUGUUUUCCUCGCUUACUUCGGAUAACAUUGUUGUCAACGUCCAGCGAAAAUGGAGCAAACUCCAGGAGAAGAAAUUGGAAUCAGAAUCUACACUGCAUCCCCUCAAAAUGAACCAAAAGCAACAAAAAUCUCCACUGGAUCCCCACAAAAUGAUGAACCAAGAGCACCAAAGCCAUUAUGCAACCUCACCAAAGCCCCUAAAGAACCAGGCAACAAAAGGAGAGCCGUGGCUAAAGGAAUGCAAAAAACAAUCUCCAAAACAUCAAUGCUUGUCAACUUCCUUCCUACAGGCACCCUUUUGACUUUUGAAAUGCUUCUCCCAUCAAUAUCCAGGAAUGGAGUGUGCACUCCUGUUACUGCCCUAAUGAUACAUGUCCUGCUUGGCCUUUGCUCUGUUUCCUGCUUUUUGUUUCAUUUCACCGACAGUUUUAAAGGCCCGGAUGAUAAAAUUUACUAUGGUUUUGUUACUACAAAAGGGUUGGCUGUUUUUAAUCCUGGUCUUACCGUUGAUGUGCCUAAAGAUGAGAGGUACAAAAUUGGGUUUACCGAUUUUGUUCAUGCAAUGAUGUCGGUGAUGGUCUUCAUGGCAAUUGCGUUGUCAGAUCAUAGAGUGACUGAUUGCUUGUUUCCUAGGCAUGUCAAGGAGAUGGAUGAAGUGAUGGAGAGCUUUCCUCUCAUGGUUGGUGUAAUUUGCAGUGGCCUGUUCUUGGUGUUCCCUACAAGUCGACAUGGCAUUGGAUGCAUGGCUAAUUGAUUAUUAGUGUGUUUUUGCUAGUAUUAUUUUAGAGUGAUUUUUUAUUGAAUGUUUUCAGUCCUGGCCUAUCAGCAAUCAGGGUUUGUUAAAACUUUGUUGUUUAAUAUUGACCUGGGAAUAAUUGUAUUUGUUAGUCUCUACUAUCAAGUAAUGAUUCCUUUCUUUUUCUUUGUA
Populus trichocarpa (black cottonwood) is the source of this 1264-nucleotide messenger RNA. Its product is annotated as protein DMP8. Gene Ontology annotation, biological process: endomembrane system organization. NCBI's taxonomy places the organism in Eukaryota, Viridiplantae, Streptophyta, Magnoliopsida, Malpighiales, Salicaceae. The record is from RefSeq and is a predicted model, not a curated record. The coding region runs from base 386 to 1090 and encodes 234 amino acids. The transcript has a single exon.